AAUAUAAUGAGGUCAACGAGCAGCCUACUAAAGACAAAGGAAAGGGAAAAAUGGUAUAUGAGGAAGACAAAAUAGAAACAGAAGAAGAGAGACAGGUAAGAAAUAGUAUUAAUGAGAAAGAAAAGGAAGAAACCAAAAAUAGGCAUCAAGUAACAGAAGAGAGAGAAAACAGAAGCAUUUAUAAAGAAAAAAGAAAACGACGUUAUAGUGAAGAAA
Molecule: messenger RNA, 216 nt
Organism: Scutellospora calospora
Lineage: Eukaryota; Fungi; Glomeromycota; Glomeromycetes; Diversisporales; Gigasporaceae
Source: the annotation of a GenBank genome assembly